Molecule: messenger RNA, 1778 nt
Organism: Xenopus tropicalis (tropical clawed frog)
Lineage: Eukaryota; Metazoa; Chordata; Amphibia; Anura; Pipidae
Gene: mhc1-uba12
Product: major histocompatibility complex, class 1, UB alpha chain, subfamily 12
Exons: 6
Coding region: 42-1064 (340 amino acids)
Cellular component (GO): plasma membrane
Source: RefSeq, a predicted model, not a curated record
UUAUCGCUCGGCUACACACGGGCUGCUCAGUACAACAGAGAAUGGGCUGCAUUCUCACACUGGCCCUGCUUUUUACCUUUGGAAUUUAUGUAGUUUAUUCUGGCCCCCAUAUCCUACAGUAUCGCUUAACGCUAAUAUCAACCCCUACCCCCGGCAGUCCCCAGUGCACCAUAACUGCCUAUAUGGAUGGCUUGAAUUAUGGAAGGUACGACAGCGACACGGGCCAUGGUCAGGCUUUGGUUCCAUCUCUGAGUAUUCCUUCACUGGCUGAGCACCGGGAGAUGCAGACUAGACACGCCCGGGGGGUGGAGCUUAUUCAACGAGACAAAAUUAAAUUUCUGAUGGGCUUUUUAAACAAGACAAAUGGUAAUGGAGACUUCCAUGUCUACCAGAGGAAGUUUGCCUGUGAGCUGCAUGAGGAUGGAACCGUUCGUGGAUAUGAGGAGAUUGCCUUUGAUGGGAAGGAGUUUAUAUCAGUGGAUAAGGAGAGAGUGGUGUAUGUGCCUGUAACACAGGAGGCUCUGGUUAUCACUGAGCUAUGGAAUAAGCGCUAUGAUUAUGCAAAGACAAAUAAGAUCUACCUGGAGAAUGAAUGUAUCCAGCACAUGAAGAUGUAUCUCCCUUAUCUAUCAACUGACUUGGAGAGGAAAGUUCCCCCCAAAGUGAAGGUUUCCAGCUCAGAGUCAGAGAGCGGUACCAAACUGCACUGCCGGGUGUAUGGGUUCUACCCCCGAGAUGUGGAAGUGAAGUGGAUAAAGAAUGGGAGAGAUGAGAUUCACUCAGAGGAGGCAGCACAGAUCCUGCCAAACCCUGAUGGCACCUAUCAGAUCAGAGUCAGUGUGGGGGUAACACCAGAGGGGGGCGCCACUUACUCCUGCCAUAUAGAUCACAGCAGCUUGGAGAAGACACUGGUUAUUCCCUUUGAACCCAACAAGAGAAGCCAUUUUUAUAUCAUCCCUGUGGCAUGGCUCCUCCUCCUCCUCCUCCUGAUUAUCCUGGGAGCACUGAUAUACAGAAAGAGAAUGGCAAAAGGCCAAGAGAAUUUCAGAGGAGGAAAACCAUGACUCUUGCCAUUAACAUUAAAUUGUGCAAAUAACAACAUUGCAUGGUUCUACAGCCGGCCUCCACUAUGCCUUAAUUGGUCAUUGCAAAAACAUUGGGACUAGGGACUGUUAUCUCAGGAAUUUUGUAAAGCAUUGCAUUUUUCCAUUCCCCCCCCCCCCCCAAAGUUCUAUAUAAUGAAGAAUUUUAAAUGACAUUAAGAUGUAAAAACAAGAUUGUUACACUAUGUAUAAAAAUUUACCCACGUAUUAGAACAUUACUUGGUGCCCCCCCCCAAUGUAAAUACAGAUACUGACUUGGGGGUACAUUUAUCAGUUGGGUAUUCCUACUGUACUAUCAAUUCAAAAUUCUUACUUAUCGUCGUCAGUGAACAUUAGAGAUUCCAUAUAACAGAUCCCCAAAAGAACGACUGCUCUGAGCUACUGAAUCCCCUAGUCAGCUAUGGGCAAUGUUUACAUAUUGUUAAUGGUUUUUUACCUGCUCAAUUAAUAUUGAUUGUGAUCAUUAUGAAUGGAAGACGUGCCGAAGAGUUAGAAGAAUUGCACUCUAUACCACUUAGACUGUAAGCUCUAUGGGGCAGGGACCUCCUUCCUACUGUGUCUCAUACCACAGGGCUGUGUAUUUAUACGUAUUUAUUGUAUUUAUGACACUUGUUCUCCCUGUGCGUAAUUGUAUAUAUUGUACAGCGCUUUAUAAAUAAAGUUAUACAUACAAAC